Funneliformis geosporum is the source of this 435-nucleotide messenger RNA. NCBI's taxonomy places the organism in Eukaryota, Fungi, Glomeromycota, Glomeromycetes, Glomerales, Glomeraceae. The record is from the annotation of a GenBank genome assembly.
AUGAAUAUCGAACCUUUUGUCUUAUCGGUUAUUUUAAUUGUAGUACUACCAACUAUUGUAAUAUUAUCUCCCGAAUCAUUACAUUUUCCCGUCGCGUUUGUUUCAAUUUACUUUCCAACUAUUCUUUAUGUAACACUUAAAUAUGUAUACAACCUCUCGUCACGCGAUACGGAUAUAAAACGAAAUAGUGAUAGUGAUCAAACACAUGAAAAAAAUGAAGAAUAUAAUAAAGUGAUAAGACCGUACGAUGAUUUAAAUGAUAAAGAUGAAAAAUCGUACCCGGGACCAAUCGAUACUCAAAAACCUGUAACAACAAAAUUGAAAAUUCAAGAAGGAUUACUUUGUGAAAAGAAAAUUCCUAUAGAAAAUUAUGACACAUUGGUUCAAGAAAUCCAUGAUAAAAUAAUCGCACUUUCAAUUAACAGUUCAGAAUAA